AUUCUGAAUAGGGCAGGUUGCAGGACUGCAUGAGGACAAUGAGACGAAAAUCCUGAUCUGUUUAAUAAACCAUAAAAUUGCUCUCUCUUUUUUGGUUAUAACUGCUGGCUCACUUUGGAUUUGAUUCAUCAGUGCACAUGAGUGCGUACAGGCUGCAGCAACUCAAGGGUCAGAUUGUGCCUGAAUACAAGAUCACAGCAAUGGCAGGCUCACCUAGUCCUCUGACCACCCAUGUGCUGAACACUGCGAUGGGCGUCCCUGGCUCGAACAUUGCCAUCUGUCUGUACCGACAAGACCCCUCCAAUAAUGCCUGGAGUUUGAUAACUGCUGGGGCAACUAAUGCUGACGGACGCUGCCCAGGACUCAUCACAAAACAAUUGUUUACUUCUGGUGUGUAUAAAAUGCGUUUUGAGACUGGUCAGUACUGGAAGAAUAUGGGAGAGACCUGCUUUUACCCAUAUGUUGAGAUUGUCUUCACUAUUAAUGACCCCGGCCAAAAGUACCAUGUCCCUCUGCUCCUGAGUCGUUUCUCUUAUAGUACAUACAGAGGGAGCUAGGGGUCGAGUGUGAUGACCAUCCUGAGGCUACCUCCAUCUAUCAGCUGUCAUACACAUCACAGGCAGAGGCAGCACCACCAAGAAUAUUUAUACCAGCACCAGCCAAACAGUCACAACUGCUGACAACACACAAUGCUCCAUCUGAAUGAUGCCUCCAUUUGAAUAAAGAUGUUCUAAUCAAUAUAUUUUUUUGUAAUUAAACAAACCAUAUUACUCAUAUACAUUGUUAUUAUGCUACCAUAAUAUUUAACCGAUUUAAAACAGUUAUCAUGACAUGCAAUUUCUUAAUGAACCUAUUAAAUAAAGUGUUUUUUUUGUCCAAUGUUUCUUUUGUUUGAUGUCAAGAUCCAUAUGGAUCAGUGGUCACUCAUGAGGGAAGUGAAAUAGAGGUUGUUAUCUGUUAUACAUAUCUGGGUAUUUUGAUUGAUGAUUAUGUUUUAAGCUAUAUGUACAGUACCUGGUGAAAGUGCUAGGCUAAAAUUGGAUUUUUAUUUUCAAAAUAAGUUGUGUUUUUCUUUUGAUCUAUAAAGAGACUCCAUCAGAGAGGUCCAUCACCAUUGUAAAGCUCUGACUCCAAACUGUGGAUAUAGGCCCACUCUCAGGUAGGAUGAUCAUCUGCUCUGGCCACCCAUGCUCUGUCAUUGGUACACUGUCAUAUAUUAAAGAAUUCCCGGCCUGCUCCCAUACUACUUAUGUGUCUUUAUCACACAGAAAAGCGUCGGACAAUACUCUUUGCACUCUCAAGACUUCAUUUUUCUCUCUGUUUCAAAUGCCCAUAAGGAAAUUGGAAAAAGUAAAUUGAUGUAUUCUGCACCAUUGGCAUGGAAAAUGUUGAAGGAUGACUUGCAAUUUAAAGCAUCAAUCUUGUUAAAUGCUUUAAAAUGCAGAAUAACAACUAGGGGUCAAUUCUAUGAUGUUCAAGAUUCAAGAUUCAUGAUGUUAAUGGUUUUAAUUUACCUGAUUACAAAACGAACUCUUAAACUUCUCUGAGAUGUGAGUUCCUUUUGCCUUACUUCCUUUUCAUUUUGUCUAUUUUUGUGUUAUUUGUGUUUUCUGUCUGUAACUAUGUUUUAUUUGCUGCCUGUCUUGGCAAAGUAUCCCCCCAAAAAGAGACUCUUGAUAUCAAUGGAACUCUCCUGGUUUAAUAAAGGUUUAGAAAAUCUG
This is a messenger RNA of Epinephelus moara (kelp grouper), 1721 nucleotides long. Its product is annotated as 5-hydroxyisourate hydrolase-like. The transcript has 4 exons. Bases 138 to 557 code for a protein of 139 amino acids. Lineage: Eukaryota; Metazoa; Chordata; Actinopteri; Perciformes; Serranidae. The record is from RefSeq and is a predicted model, not a curated record. Gene Ontology annotation, molecular function: hydroxyisourate hydrolase activity. Gene Ontology annotation, biological process: purine nucleobase metabolic process.